GGCAAGAUUCAAGUAAUGGCAGGAUUUCUUGUUCACCUAUUUUUGUGAUUCCGAUCAUGAGUGAUUUGCCCUGGCGAGGUGCACACGUUCUGGUUUUGAGUGAGUUUGUAUUUGACUUCCGAAAAAGUGACGAGACCAAGACGAGGGAUUGCUGACGUGAGUCACAGUUGUAGUAGCAGUAGUAGUAGUAGUACUAGAGUUGUCAAAUACACAACUCCUAUGAUCAGAAGGCAAGUACAUCGUUUCUUAAAAACGGCUGACUUUGAAUGAUGGGGGACAGCGCAGACCGUGCCCAAUGAUAAAGCUUUCACUUACUCUUCGGACAUCAGCAUAGUUUCAACUUCUUGUCUGAAAAAAUGUUACGAUUGCCAUUGCGUGAAAAAAUGUUACGAUUGUAAGGAAGCGCAAGCGGUAGAGGACGUGAAAUGGGUGGCAGUAUAUCGAAGCCCUCACCGGAGUUCAUCCGGGACUUGCGGUAUAGGAACGAGCCGACGCUUGAUUUAUGUAGUAGUACUGGAAGUUGUAGUAGUACUGGAGGUAGUUUUCCUUUUCUGUUUCACCAUCUGGUGCAUUCUUUUAAGUGAGAGAAAGCUCCUCCAUCCUCAUCCUGCAUGUGCAUGAUGAGGACUACGCUCUUCUAUACUGACGAAGACGAACCGGAACCUCUAAUCAAGACCCCUUUGACGCUGAACCUGAAUAAAGAAAGUGCGAACACGAUACAGCUAGCGACGCAUUUCUACACGAAAAUAUGGCAGAUUCAACACAUAAGCUGGGACCGAGGAGGCCCUUUUUUCCACGAACUCUUCGACUUCUACAAGAGAUAUCCGAAACUGCAGGUAUAGAAUACUUAAUUGGUAGCUGUGAUGGAAGUUGUCGGAAGACGUCAUUCUAUUUUCCACGAGGCAUCACUACGUACAACAGUGACACUUCUACUAUUAACAACAGGCAUUGAAUUUGAAUCAUGCAUAGUCCUGUAGGUACAACGUGUAUUGCUUGUCCACGAGUGAGUACAUCAAUCAAUCACCCCAAUGAGUGGGCACUUAGAUCAAUCAAUCACAUUCUUAGAGACUCUCCUUCUCCAUGACGCGACCAUCCAUGGCAUGACAUUGGCACCAGGUAGAGUUCCUGACGCAAAUGGUGAUGCAGAUUCGUGGGAACCCGAAUGGCGGUUACGCUUUUAAGCUUCAUUGGGUGCUCAUGGAGUUUCUGUUUCACGGUAGAAAUCACGUUCUCAUAAACGAGAUCCUGUGUGAAUUCUAUGAGGCAGUCAUAAAAUUAUGGUCAACUGCAUUUAGUCAUGUCCAUCAUUCUCGGCAUCUUGGUCCCCUUUUCCCUUGAAAUAUUCCUAUGUAUGAAAUGAUACGAGGUUAGUAAAGGGGUCAAGAUGACGAGGGGGCCGAGAUGCAAUCUAGCAGACUCUAAUAAAAGAAUGCGACGCCGCCAUCGCCUCCUACAGUACUAGCAGUGGGGCCACGUCAUCAACAUCAAGUAGUAGCAGCUCAGGCGGAGCAGGUACUAGCGCGUCAUCUAGUACAACUGCGGGUACAGCAGGAGCAGGGUCGUCAGACGAGAGUGGAGGAAGUUCAUCGAGUAGUGCGUCAACGUCAUCGUCAUCAGGUCCGGGAGCUGUGUCAUCGCAUGAUGAACCAUCCUCCUCUAGUGGUACGAGUUCGACAUCAGCAGGGGUCGUGACUGGUACUAGUAGGGAGCAAGCAGGUGGAAGUUCAUCUUCAUCUUCAACAGCAUGUGCUUACCAAGACGCACACCAGCCAUAUCGGAUAAAAGCUACUGCGGAGUAUACGUUGGUCAAUCUGAAGGACAUCAUCGACUACGGAGGUGGACAUGGAUGCACAUCAGGUAUUUUUCCUCAGAAACCGAAGGAAUGUUAUUUUUUUCGAUUCCCAAACGACUCUUCUCUCCAUCAGGUGCUCCCAAAUGGUUAGUUGUCGAGUACCACGAUAGCACAGGGAAGGUAAGCUACCAUCGGAAAAUAAUACGAUUCAAACUUUACGAGAGAAAAGCGAAAUAUGUCGAAACGGUUGCGACUGAGUUCGGAUUUCCAGACCCGAAGAAGUAUUUUGACUAAGUACCUAAAGUCAUGCAUGUGCAACACAUGAUUGCCAGUUAGUAUUAGCAGCACACAAUCACAAGAGGACGAACCAAGAGCAAUAAACGAAACUAAAAUUUGUCAAAUGUUAGUGUCCAAAAAAUUCACACUUCUUAUCAGAAGCCACCAACUUCAUCAUGUUCAUCUUUUUCAACUUCGACAACAAAUACAACAUCAAAUUUCACGACAGUUCCGAGUUAUUCGUUGUCUACACGGACGGGCGAAAAACGAGUUACCGAGUAGAAGAGGGGGACGAUAUGUUAGGAUUCUCGUUGCACAACCUAAAUUUUUUCUACAUAAGAUCUGAUCAGGGCGUUGCCACUGCCGGGCGGCUUUCCCCACAGUGGCACCCGCGGGUGUCAAGUGGGCAAGGCCUUUGGUCGCGCUGUUCAGUUCGCCGUAAGGUGCCGCCGCGCUGACCAGGAUGAAUGAAUGAAUGAAAGUAGGAAUAGCAAACGUUUUCGCCAACAAAUGGCAACACCCAAAUAGCAGGAAUGGCGACGAACACAGAUGCGGAACUGAAGAGUCAGAUGUUGGACUACAUCUAGACUUCAUGCAAUAAGGGGUUAGUAGUUAUAGUGUUCUCAAUUUUCUAGCCGAAAAUGAAAAUGAGUUUUUUUUUGUUUUCUUAGAGGUAUCGGGAAUGCAUCUUACAGAUCAUCUGGGUCCGUUUUCCUUCUUAUUUUCUUUCUCGAGAUGACUUUGCGGAUGCAUUUCCUACACCCAUAAUUUUCGCCACCCCCGGGACGCCUUGUGGGUGUCGCUACCCCCGGGGCGGGAGCGCCGCCUUGUGGGAAUCGAGGGGGAGGGAUCAUGCUGUGCGGGGGAUCAUGGCCGCAAUUACUAUAUAUAAUCGGGAUGCUGUUGUGCCCGCAAGUGCUAUCGGGAGUUGUACUAACUAUCGGGAUCAUGCUAUACCCGCAUCCGCAAGUCGUGCUAUCGGGAUUACUUCUAUCAGGAUGGCGUUGAAAAACUAUUUAGGUUGAAAAAAGAUCCUGGUCUAAAUAUGCUGCAGCCUAGAGAAGAACGGGACUUCGACCUCGACUGGACAGACUGCUAUUUCAUCUACAAGGGCAAGGUAUAUAAUUUUAAUAAAUGUUCACUAUUUAAAUUUAUAGUUGUGGGGAUAGAUUCAUGUAGUUGAACCUACGCAGUACGCUGUGAUUGUGACAUGUGAUAACACCAUAUCUCUCUGGCAUUAAGAUGCUGAGAUGUGGAUGAACUGGCACGAGGACAUCAAACUGGGACAUCUAGGACAACUUUCAAAACCUUAGACUCAUGCUGUGUGCUGGAUUCAUUUUGAACCUCCACACCUACGCAGUACGCUGGGAUUGUGAUAACACCUCCAUAUUAUAAAAAGCAAAAAAAAUUCCCUCGAACAUCCUCUCCAGCAAAGUCUCUCCAAAAAAUCAAUACAGGAUGUUCCUCUAUUGAACAACUUUGGCGUACCAGUCAAGAUACCUGAGGAGAACGGGCAGGUUUUCUUUCUCUGGAUUUUGCCCGAAAACAAGGAACUGGUAGAAAACAGCGAGGCAAAGAUUAUGGAGGACGAAAGUGACUUCAUUUUCAGCUACUUACUAAACUGAUGUCUACUUUCUCCAAGAACUUCUUGCGUUCUACUAAACUGAUGUCUAAUCCAACUUCUUGCGUUCUUGGUAGGUACUUAGACUUACACAAAAGUACAUCAAAAUGAUGCAAUUUAUGUCCCCCAACCCCGAUCUAAAAUGCAGAAGAGUUCGCCAAAUGGUCCGAGUAGCAGGAAAUCUGGCAUUGGGCAAAGAACAUCACAAGCAGCGGCCGAAAUACAAGCAGGAGGUUCGUCGUCAUCAUCCGGUAGCUCAUCUUCUCCUGGCAAUACUGGAUCUGGUCUAGAAGCCUCUGGCACUAUUGCUGGCCCAUCAUCCGCAUCACCUCAACAAGAACCAGCGUCAAAGGGAGGUAGUCUCCUAGAACAAGGCAAUACCCCAGAACGUGGAGACGAUAGUGAUAGUGUCUUUGCACCACCUUCACGUGUCCAAUCUGACACGAGUGUGUUUGCGGGUGGAGAUACUGACACAAGUAAGGCUAGCUCUCCGACGGAGACGAUUUCCACUGCAGUACCAUCACCAGUCGAAGGCGUCAUACUCCCAGAUGUGACGCAGCUACCUCACGGUGGAGGUACAGCGAGCUUGUCGGAGUACGAAGACCUACCAACAGACGAUGAAGCUGUGGUCUUGUAUCAGGGGAAUAGGCUGCCCAACAAAAGGUAGAAGGUGACGGGUUAGGAUUUCCGCUAAAACAAGAGUGUUAAUGAAGAAGGAGCCGACUAGCCCAGUGUAAAUGGCUAAUCUAGUUGUUGUCAACUAAUCGAACAGCGAUACUUUGAUCGCAACUCAUCGAUCGUCAAGGACGUCGAUGUUGAUACUUUAUGGGUAAAAACAAAACCUAAAGGUUCAUGCAGUAGUAGGUGUAGCUAGUUGUGUUUUCGACAUUUUUUUCAUCAUUGGGCUAGUCGGCUCUUUCGUCAUUUUUUUCAUGUAAGAAGCCAAUGACGAAGGAGCCGACUAGCCCAGGGAGAGUCGGCAUUUCGAAAGACGAGUAAGACAAGAGUGCGCGAUAGGAAAAAAUGUUUUUUUUGGUCAACGACAUUGAUUAACAGACGGGACCAACUAGUGCGAAAGGUCGACGAAUGCAGUAGUAGGUGUAGCUAGUUGUGUUUUCGACAUUUUUUUCAUCAUUGGGCUAGUCGGCUCUUUCGUCAUUUUUUUCAUGUAAGAAGCCAAUGACGAAGGAGCCGACUAGCCCAGGGAGAAUCUCCGACACCUCACAGCCUUCACCUGCCUCA
Molecule: messenger RNA, 4931 nt
Organism: Amoebophrya sp. A25
Lineage: Eukaryota; Dinophyceae; Syndiniales; Amoebophryaceae
Source: the annotation of a GenBank genome assembly